This is a messenger RNA of Gossypium arboreum, 960 nucleotides long. Its product is annotated as F-box protein CPR1-like. Lineage: Eukaryota; Viridiplantae; Streptophyta; Magnoliopsida; Malvales; Malvaceae. The transcript has 2 exons. The coding region runs from base 1 to 960 and encodes 319 amino acids. The record is from RefSeq and is a predicted model, not a curated record.
AUGGCUGUAACAGAGGCUGUAAAGGAGGCUAUUUGGUUACAAGAUAUCCCCUCUGUUUAUGGUGCUUGUCAUGGAUUAUUGUGUUUACUUGAUUCUUCAACGGAUAAGGCUGCCAUUUGGAACCCAUCAACCAGAGAGUUUAAAAUCCUUCCACCAUCUUCAAUCCAACACCCUCCAUAUUUUUCCCCAUUCGAAGAAACCUACCUUACUUUAGAUAAUGUUUCUUUUGACAACGCUGCUUUUGGGUUUGAUUCUAAAAAUGAUGACUACAAAGUCAUACGAUUUGUUGAUCUUACUUUUGUUAAUAGUGAAGAAGAAAAUCCACAUCCUCAUUUUAUGGACCAAGUUGAGUUGUAUUCUCUUAGAAGUAAUUCCUGGAAGGAAAUUCCAUCUCCUGAUUAUACACCAACUUGUACAACUUUGGGUAAUAAUUAUGUAGAUGGAAUUUGCUAUUGGAAAACAAAGACAGGGGCAUAUCUUGAUUUUAGAGGACUAAUUCUUUCAUUUGACAUGGGGAAUGAGAAGUUCUCAAUUUUACCUAUCCCAGAAUUCGUUGGGUCUUUCCCAGAAUACUAUGUUGAUCUAUUGGUGUUUAAUGGAUCACUUGGUGAUAUUGUUUACCCAUCGCAAAGAAUUGACACGUCUUUUGAUUUAUGGGUUACAAGUGAAGGAGUGUGGACUAAACAAUUCAAUAUUAAAUCCAUUUCUGGAGUUGUAUACCCAUUGGGAUUUGGAAAAAAUGGUGACUUGUUUCUUAGAGACACAAAUGAUGAAGUACUCCUAUUUGACGCCUCCACCCUAGAGAUUAAGAAGCUUGAGAUUAAUACUUAUCUAGAUCAUUUUCGGUUCGCCAUCUCCCUUCAUGCUUAUUUAGAGAGCCUGGUUCGUAUCAAUGGAAUACAAGAAGUUGAGAAAUAUGUAAUACGUCAACCAACGAGAAAUGCAUCAAAUGAAUACUGA